This is a messenger RNA of Indicator indicator, 5051 nucleotides long. It is a transcript of the gene TECPR2, whose product is annotated as tectonin beta-propeller repeat containing 2. The coding region runs from base 20 to 4387 and encodes 1455 amino acids. The record is from RefSeq and is a predicted model, not a curated record. Gene Ontology annotation, molecular function: protein binding. NCBI's taxonomy places the organism in Eukaryota, Metazoa, Chordata, Aves, Piciformes, Indicatoridae. The transcript has 19 exons.
UUCAGCCUUAAAAGUGCUGAUGGCAAUGCUUGCUAUGGCAUCUGUGGCUUCACCAGUUAUAUUUAAGGAGUUUUGUCCUUUAUAUUACCUUCUCAAUGCCAUUCCUACAAAGAUCCAAAAAGGCUUUCGCUCUAUCGUGGUGUAUCUCACAGCGCUUGAUACCAAUGGAGACUACAUUGCUGUGGGGAGCAGUAUUGGAAUGCUUUAUCUAUACUGCAGGCAUUUAAACCAGAUGAAAAAAUACAAUUUUGAGGGGAAGUGUGAAUCUAUUACAUUUGUAAAGCUGUUGAGUUGCUUUGAUGAUCUGGUUGCUGUUGGUACAGCCUCUGGUCGGGUUGCAGUUUUUCAGCUGGUAUCUUCGUUACCUGGAAGAAACAAACAGCUUCGGAGGUUUGACGUUGCUGGAAUCCACAAAAGUAGUAUUACAGCUUUAGCUUGGAGUCCCAAUGGCAUGAAACUGUUCUCUGGAGAUGACAAAGGGAAGAUUGUCUACUCUGCCCUAGACCUGGACCAGGGUAUUUGCAACUCCAGCCUUGUAUUGGAAGAGCCAUCUUCAAUUGUUCAGCUGGAUUACAACCAGAAAGUGCUGCUUGUUUCAACUUUACAACGGACUCUACUUUUUUACACAGAAGAGAAAUCUGUCAAGCAAGUCGGAACACAGCCCAGAAAAAACACUGGGAAAUUUGGAGCAUGUUUUAUACCUGGCCUAUGUAAACAAAGUGACAUAACGCUAUAUGCUGCCAGACCUGGACUCCGUCUCUGGAAGUCUGAUGUUCAUGGGGCGGUUCAGGCCACAUUCAUAUUGAAAGAUGUAUUUGCUGGAGGAAUAAAAACUUUUGAACUGUAUCCUCGUUUGGAACCACCUGACAGAGGAUGUUACAGCUCCCCAGAGAAACACCUUGGGCUUGUUUCGUGCUUUUUCCGAGAAGGAUGGGUACUGACCUGGAAUGAAUACAGCAUCUACUUACUAGACACUGUGAAUCAGGCUUUGAUUGGUGGCUUGGAAGGAUAUGGUGAUAUAGUGUCUGUGUCCUGUACCAACAAUGAGAUUUUUCUCUUAAAAGGAGAUAGAGACAUUAUAAGAAUUUCAAGUAGACCUGAAGGACUGUCAUCAAUAGCAAAUACCAGUCCUAAAUUGCUGACUCCGUUAUCAGCAGGUUCAUUGGUAUCACCUAGCACUUCAGUGGAAACAGAUAAAAAAAUGGUUACUUCCUCUUCAGUCAUUGGUGAUAAAAGUGACUCUUCAGUUAAAGAUGAUCUGGAAAUCCCAGCAUUACCAGAGGAAGGUUUUGAUAGAGUGGGAGACUUGAACAAUGAAACAAGAAAAAGGGUCUGCUCGGUCGUAUGUGAAUCAAGAAGCAGGAGCAGUUCAGUAAAUUCUGUGGACAGCGGCUCUGGCUUUAUGGUAUGUGCAGACCAAGUUUCAGAAGCUCAGAGAGAAGGUCAGCUUUCUUCACAACGGUUCAGCACAAUCAGCUCUGAAGAUUUUGAUCAAGAACUGAUUGUAAAGCCAAUUAAAGUGAAAAAGAAAAAAAAGAAGAAACAAGAAAGUGGGACCAGGAAAAACCACAGCUCUCUGGAAGGUGCACUGAUUUAUGAGCGUCAGCUUUCUGGUGAUAGUCCACACUCGCUGAAUGCAGACUCCAUUUCUGUGACUUCCAGCCUAAUGAGUGGUAGCAUUGAUCAUUUGAGUACUGGAUCUCCAGAUCAGGAAAGCAUGUUCAGUGUGGAGUCCCAUAUGAUAUUGCAAGAAGAUAAUGGUUCAGAAACUUUCAGUGUUCUACAGUCUCCUGAAUCUGCAAGUGUACUGAUUAAUGAAGAAAGUGGAGAUAUGGUUGAUUUACAGAAACUUCCAAACAGUGACAGUGGCAUGGGUACUUCAACUGUUGCAGAUACUGUGACAUCUGUCUCUCCUCUAAUGCUCCCAGAAGACUUGACUAGCAGUGUUGAUGGUGAACAUAAUGGUAGUGUGGUUUCUGCAAGCCCUGAGUGCUGUCUUGGAAAGCUGAGCCAAGAGGAGGAGCAGGAUUUUCCUAUGUUAUGUAAAAUAGAUGAAAAAUUAGAUAGAAUGAAGCUGCAGGACCCUGAAGAAUAUUUUGAAGAGCCAGACCUUACAGACCAAAUGUUUUUGGAAUGUGGAAGUGUACUUGGUGAUCAAGCUUCACUGACACCAAAGGAAACUGAUAAAACUGGUAGGGAGGAACAACAGCAGCUCUCUCUAAUACACAGUGCUCUGUCUGAUCCUUCUGUGCUCCACUUUGGCAUCUCUAGCGAUGUUUAUUCAGAAAACACUUCCAUUUCUGGAUGGAAUUUUGAAAGUGCAAUCAAAGCUAAAUCUAGUACUAGCACUGCUGAAUGGGUAACAGACACUCAUGAAAGUAAGACUGAGAAAUCUGCUUCAAGUGAUGAAGAAGAUAUUUAUGGACAUGGAUUACCGUAUUCAUCCUCAGAGACUAGCAUGCCUGAUGUAGGUGCUGGCCCUGGUUCCCAGGAUGUGGCCAAAAUAAGCCUAGAUGAAAUGGUGCUGUUAAAAUCUGAUCAGUUUGCAGAAAGUUGGAUGGGAUACUCUGGCCCUGGUUAUGGCAUCCUGAGCCUGGUGGUCUCGGAAAAGUACAUUUGGUGCCUGGACUACAGAGGCAGCCUGUACUGCAGCGCCCUUCCUGCAGCAGGGCUGCGGUGGCAGAAGUUUGAGGAUGGUGUCCAGCAAGUGGCAGUUUCCCCCUCAGGGGCUCUUCUCUGGAAAAUUGAACAGAAGACUAACAAAGCAUUUGCUUGUGGAAAAGUAACUAUAAAAGGAAAACGCCACUGGUAUGAGGCUUUACCCCAGGCUGUAUUUGUAUCUUUGAGUGAUGACACUGCCUGGAUUAUCAGAACAAAUGGAGAUCUAUAUCUGCAAACAGGCCUGAGUGUGGAUCGUCCUUGUGCCCGAGCAGUAAAGGUUGACUGCCCUUAUCCACUGUCACAGGUCACAUCCAGAAAUAAUGUUGUGUGGGCACUGAGUGAGCAGCGGGCCCUGCUCUACCGGGAGGGAGUACGCAGCUUUUGUCCUGAAGGAGAGCAGUGGAAGAGUGAUAUUGUCAGUGAAAUGCAAGCUUUGGAACCAGUGUGCAUAACCCUUGGAGAUCAGCAGACAUUAUGGGCUUUAGAUAUCCAUGGAAAUCUGUGGUUCAGAACUGGUAUAGUUUCAAAGAAACCACAAGGAGAUGAUAACCAUUGGUGGCAAGUAAGCAUCACUGAUUAUGUCGUGUUUGACCAAUGCAGCCUAUUCCAGACAAUAAUCCAAGCAACUCAUACAGUGGCAACAGCAGCUCAGGCACCUGUAGAGAAGGUGGCUGAUAAACUUCGAAUGGCAUUUUGGUCACAGCAGCUUCAGUGUCAACCCAGCCUCCUUGGGGUUAAUAGCAGUGGUGUCUGGAUCUCUUCAGGCAAAAAUGACUUCCAUGUGGCAAAGGGAAACUUAGUAGGCACUUACUGGAAUACUGUUGUGCCUCGUGGUACUGCUUCUGCCACAAAAUGGAAUUUUGUUUUGGCUUCCACAGCUCCAUCUAAAGAAGGAAGCUUUCUGUGGCUGUGCCAAAGCAACAAGGAUCUGUUUUGUGUCAGUGAUCAGAAUCCUCAGUUUCAUCCUUCUACGGUACAGCUGCCACCAGAGGCUGAAAUGGUGCAUUACUCUGCCUGCCAAGAUGCCAUCUGGGGCUUGGAUAGUCAUGGGCAGAUAUUUAUUAGAACACUUUCAUCCAGCUGUCCAACUGGGAUGCACUGGACAAAACUGGACCUCUCUCAACUAGGUGCCAUUAAGCUGAUCAGCUUGACCUGUGGAAAUCAGCAUGUUUGGGCUUGUGACACCAGUGGUGGCAUUUAUUUCCGUGUAGGAACUCAACCUCUUAACCCAAGUUUGAUGCUUCCUGCGUGGAUAAUGAUCGAGCCACCUAUGCAGCCAGUUGGAAUCAACUUGAUCAGCAUUCAUUCAAGUCCAAAUGAUCAGAUGUUGUGGGCAAUUGAUAGCAAAUGGAAUGUCCAUGUACGAGUGGGAAUUACAGAUGAAAUGCCUGUAGGUACUGACUGGGAACAUGUACCAGGUUUGCAGGCUUGUCAGCUGGCUAUAAGUACAAGGACUGUCUGGGCACGCUGUCCAAAUGGAGACGUAGCUCGUCGAUACGGUGUUACUGACAAGAAUCCAGCAGGAGACUACUGGAAGAAGAUUCCUGGAAAUGUCUCACGUUUAACAGUGACCCCUCUAGAUGAACUGUGGGCGAUCAGUGCUUCAGGAUCCCUUCUCCAGCGCCUCACUAAGACCUUUAGCCAUUCCCAUAAUUUGCAGAAAAAUAAUGACACUUCUGUUCUGCUCCACCCUGAUGAUUUUGAAGAUGAAUGGGAAGUGAUAUGAAGUAUCUCAAGCUUGUGAAGCAAUGAGAAAAACUGAAGGACAAGAUUCCUGUAAUGUCUGUCCAGAAUGUUGGAUCUAAAAGCCACUCCUACUGGACCUGUGAUAUUAGCACUUUCGUAUUGAAAGACUGACCUGUUGAAUAGCCCCCAAGCUGUGAGUUCUGAUGUUUGUUCCAUUAUCUCUUGGGAGACUCUUUAGGUGUGGCAUACUGCAAUUGUUAUACCGUACUACUGUAGAAGCUCCUUUGGAAAUAUAACUCUUAAGUUAAUCUUACUAGCAAUGAAAGUGACUAUUUCACAACAGCAUGCACACUAAUACAUGUGUACUUAUUUUGAGAAGGAAUUCUGUUGCAUUAAAUAUUUCUUUAUGGCAGAAACAUUAAGCAUUUUUCAAUUUCUUCUUGUACUUGGAACUCCAAGCCGAUGGGAACACUUUCCAACUGCUAUACAUAUACUUACAGUUUUUCCUUGCAGUGUGGAAGAAAAUAAGACAAAGUAUUUCUUAGUAAGGUCUCAGAACAUCAUGAUUACACAGCAUUGGUGUUGAACUUAAUUUAAUCCAUUUCCUUAGAAAUAUCCACAAGGCCAUACUAACCUUCCAUUUCUGUAAAUUUGGUUCAUAAUUUGACUUCGUUCACAAGGGAGGAGUUUGGAUUACACCUAGU